Messenger RNA from Aspergillus glaucus CBS 516.65, 580 nucleotides. RefSeq lists its product as uncharacterized. Bases 165 to 494 code for a protein of 109 amino acids. Lineage: Eukaryota; Fungi; Ascomycota; Eurotiomycetes; Eurotiales; Aspergillaceae. The transcript is spliced from 2 exons. The record is from RefSeq and is a predicted model, not a curated record.
GUUCGGGACUUUCCACGCAUCCUUGGGAACCUCGGAAGCGGAAAAGCCCUGGUCUCGGUGCGGGACAUACGACGGGCAGAUUGAGACUGCCUGUCACCUAGCUAAACUACCAUCUAUCAUCUAUAUACAGGUAGCCCCCCGCGCGGGGGGCUGCUUGGGUUUUCAUGACUGUCAAAGCAGCAAAAUUGCAUGUAUUGGUUUGCAACAAAAAGCAUGCAUGUGAACAAGAAGGGCAGGGAAGGGGUACAAUAAAAGGGGAAAGAAAGGGAAGUGAGAGAGAGAGGAAGGGAGACUGGAGAUAUCUAUAUAGAAGUUGGAUUCUCCCAGCCAGCCUGCAAAUGCAGUGUAUCCAGCCUUUGUGCAGAGGAUAUCAGUCACAGGCCAGCGGCCCCAUGGAUGUGCUGCUGCUUUGCAGCCCUCCCUGCAAUGAUAGAAAUGGGAUGGAUCCUUUCUGCAGCUGCAAGAGCAUGUCAGCAGGGCAUCAUUGUGUUUAAAGUGUUCAUGGUACUCUGCAAAGUCACCAUGUCCGCUCCUGGCAGCAAUGAGGCGGCCCAGGGCUGUUUGUGGAAGGAGGAGCUCU